AUGAUAACAAGGACCAACGCUACUUCCGAUAACAUCCUUCCCCGAUCAGACCCCGAAGCAAUCCUCAGAGCUGGUAACGCCAAACGGAAACAAGCCACACAAUUUUCCACUCAACUGGUUGACCAUACCCCCUCUCAAUCAACUGGAAAGAUGUCUGACACUACUGUACCAACCGGGGGGCAAGAACAAUCGUCAGAGUCUAACAACCGCACUGCCGACCCGUCCGAGGUCACCACAGCCAAAGAGUGGUUCAAAGCAGUUCUCAAGAUCCAGCAUUCUUCAAUCGCUCAAGCGCAGGAAGAUCGACGACAAGCCAUAGAAGAUCGUCGAGCAGAUCGGCAGAUCCUGAUGGCCUCCCAUCAAGCUAGCGCAGCCCGCAUUGCCAGAUUAGAAGACCUGCUCUUAGCGAUGAACAUCAAGAACGAAGUCACUGCGCGACCAACACAACCAACGCCGGGUCGAGUUGACCUCCAAAAAUUUCGGACCUCAGAUGGACCCAUGUAUCGCGGCCCCUUCCAAGAAACCGAGUCGUUCCUACGGUGGAUACAUGGUGUCCAAAUUUUUUUCGAAACGAAAGACGUUACCAACGCGGCCGACAAGAUUAAGAUACUCGGCAAUCUCAUUGCGGAAACCAACUUACAGUCAUUCUACGCAAACGAAGCGGCAGGUUUCCUCACGAGAUCAUGGGACGAAUUUAAGACUCGGAUGUUCGACUUUGCGCUCCCCACCAACUGGCGCUCGGGACUACAGCGCCAAGUCCGCAAGCUGGAAAUGACCCCUACCGAAACGUUUCUUGAAUACAGCACGAGAGCUCGCACCUUACAGAGCCUCUUCAACUUCGAUGCCGACAAAACGUCAAAACUGGGCUACCUUCAGCUUGCGCAGUUCGUUGUCUAUGGGUUAGCCGACGCCAUACAAGAUCGAAUUAACGAGAGGCAACUCCUUGAAGUGUCACCGUUCAACUACGGGCCUUUUGAGAAACAAGCCAACGCCUCCUUCCUCGCAUUACAACGCCCGACCGAAUUGCCAACGUUGACCAAAUCAACUCCGAACGCGCCACCAGCCCUAGGCCGAGAAGAGUUCAUCUGGCGCGUACAUGCAUAUCUGGAUUCGCAAGGGCUUUGCCACUUCUGCAAAAGACACUGCGGCAACGCCUCGGGGACCUGUCCUGGACCGAUCGACCGAUCACACAUCAACAUCCCUAGCAAAUUCCAGACCCCCCCUAAGCCGCCUAAUUACAGCGCCCCCCGCGCCUGGAGCAAGGAAACUGCCACCCCAGGUAAACCGACUCACCCCCCUGCCGGACGACCUACAGCUCGAGCAGCGACUGUGGCGGGUAUCUCAGCGGAAUCCCCACUUGAAGCCCAAGUCUCAGCCCUGACGCUUGAAGCAGCAAUCAGGGAAGAUAACCGUUUUGACAGCCGAUUUGACGACGAGGGCUGUUUCCCCAGCCUUGACACAGCAGCCAUCGCCGCACUAGAAGACCUCGACAACCAAUUGCUUUUGAAUGAAAUUGAGAAGGUCACACAGGCAGAUUUGGCAUAUCGCAUCGCGGGACACUGA
This is a messenger RNA of Puccinia graminis f. sp. tritici CRL 75-36-700-3, 1563 nucleotides long. RefSeq lists its product as uncharacterized. The record is from RefSeq and is a predicted model, not a curated record. Bases 1 to 1563 code for a protein of 520 amino acids. NCBI's taxonomy places the organism in Eukaryota, Fungi, Basidiomycota, Pucciniomycetes, Pucciniales, Pucciniaceae. The transcript has a single exon.